Messenger RNA from Momordica charantia (bitter melon), 1501 nucleotides. Its product is annotated as protein REVEILLE 6. The record is from RefSeq and is a predicted model, not a curated record. Lineage: Eukaryota; Viridiplantae; Streptophyta; Magnoliopsida; Cucurbitales; Cucurbitaceae. Gene Ontology annotation, molecular function: DNA binding.
AUGUAGGAGCCGCAUUUUUCUUUUUACUUUCUGAAAACCUGAACCACUUUCCCUCUGAUUUGUCUUCUGAUGGUGUCUAACAAUCCGAAUCCGUCGGAGGGGUUCUAUUUGGAUCCGUCCGGAGUGGCGUUGCCAGGGCUUGGACCAUUUGCCACAACCAUGGCGGCCUCGGCGGCGGCGGCGGCGGCAGCGGAGGAUUUGUCGAAGAAGAUUCGUAAACCCUACACAAUUACCAAGUCUAGGGAGAGCUGGACUGAGCCUGAGCAUGACAAGUUCCUUGAAGCUCUUCAGCUUUUUGAUCGUGACUGGAAGAAGAUUGAAGCUUUUGUUGGAUCGAAAACUGUUAUACAGAUACGUAGUCAUGCACAGAAGUACUUCUUAAAAGUUCAGAAAACUGGAGGAGGUGAGCAUUUGCCUCCUCCACGACCGAAAAGGAAGGCAGCUCAUCCUUAUCCUCAGAAGGCUUCAAAAAAUGUUGCAAUGCCUUCUCAAGUUCCAGGUUCAUUUCAGUCAACGUCUCCUUUAGUUGAACCUGGAUACAUUAUAAGGCCGGACUCCUCUUCAAUACUUGCAUGUCCGGCUCCAGGUGGAGCUGUACCUUCUUGGACAGUGAACUCUGUUCAGCCACUUAAUUCAUCUCAAGUGCCAACAGUAGCAAAUAAUUGUUGCAGUGGUACUGAAAGCCCAUCAAAAGCACGCACUCUUGUUGAAGCAACUGAUCAAGGAAGUAAUAAUCAUCCUCUUAGAGUUCUGCCAGAUUUCACUCAGGUUUACAGUUUCAUUGGCAGUGUCUUUGAUCCAAAUGCUUCAGGUCAUCUGCAAAAGUUAAAAAGGAUGGACCCAAUUGACGUUGAAACUGUUUUGCUGUUGAUGAGGAACUUGUCCAUCAAUUUGAUCAGUCCAGAUUUUGAGGAUCAUAGAAGACUGCUCUCAUCGUACGAGAUCGAUACGGGGCCAAUCCGGCAUAGCGAUGUAGACAAGCCCAUCUAUGGCAAUGAUCAUAAACCCAGGUUGGUAUCAAAUUAAGCACUGGAGGAGGAGGCAAUGAACGAACAGCAUGCUGCUACUUGAGCGAGCAUGUGCCUUCAACGACAAACCUGAAUGCAGACCCACAAAUAAUAAGCACAACGACCCAAAAAAAGAACUUGCAAGUAUGUAUGCAAUGUCACGAGGUCGCUUGCAUUAUAUGUAUUUUUUGCUAUCUGUUGCUUAUUUUGAGAUGCACCUUAUGUAUAUAACAACCAACACCCUCCCCUCUUGCCUGCCCUUAUUUUGUAUAGUGGAGAGCCCUUGAAAUAGUGCUGUAUAGCCCUUAGGGAAGCCCUGUAUUCAAGUUUUGGCAGUUAAUUUGUUGUAACGCUAUGUUUUCUUCUUCUUCUUCUUCUUCUUCUUUCACUUUUUGAGUUGAAGGGAAUGCCCCCAAGUUAUAUUGUGGGCCACUUUACUGUAUGAUGGCUUAAUAUUUUAUUUUUUUUCUAUCAAUGCUUUUAUGAAUUGACUA